Messenger RNA from Ipomoea nil (Japanese morning glory), 1533 nucleotides. RefSeq names its product probable mitochondrial adenine nucleotide transporter BTL1. The record is from RefSeq and is a predicted model, not a curated record. Gene Ontology annotation, biological process: transmembrane transport. The transcript is spliced from 6 exons. Bases 109 to 1224 code for a protein of 371 amino acids. Lineage: Eukaryota; Viridiplantae; Streptophyta; Magnoliopsida; Solanales; Convolvulaceae.
GGAGAGGACAGUGACGCCCAAGGAGGAGGAAGAAAAAUAUCUGCGAAGUUUGUAUCUUUCGCUUUCGGAUCGGCUCCAACAAUCCACGUUCAAAAAACCCCAGUCCGAAUGAUCCAAAAAUCUCCGUCCCACCCUCACUCUGAUCAGAUGUUGGAGUUGAGAGUGGGGAUGGAAUCGCAGAAGAAAGGUCUCAGCUUUUACCCUCUGGUGGGAUGCUUGUCGGAGAUGGAGUUCCACAAGGACCCGGACUAUAGAGACCAUCUUCUCAGCUUCAGACUUCCUGAUGUCGGCCGAGCCUUUCAAGAUUUUAUGAGGACCAGAGAGGUUGCUGAGUUUUUUAGUGGUGCUAUGGCUGGGGCUAUGACUAAAGCUGUUCUUGCUCCUCUUGAAACCAUCAGGACAAGGAUGGUAGUUGGUGUUGGGUCCAAAAACAUUUCUGGCAGUUUUAUCCAAGUCAUUGAGCAGCACGGUUGGCAAGGACUAUGGGCUGGAAACACGAUUAACAUGGUGCGCAUAAUUCCUACACAGGCAAUUGAGCUUGCGACAUUCGAGUGUGUCAAACGAGCAAUGACUUCGACUAAAGAUAGAUGGACUCGCUCUGGUGGUCCAAAGCUACAAAUUGGUCAUAUUACGUUCAACUUUCCUUUCUCAUGGCUCUCUCCAGUUGCUGUGGGCGGUGCAGCUGCUGGAAUCGUGAGUACUCUCGUAUGCCAUCCACUCGAAGUGUUAAAGGAUCGCUUGACUGUAAGUCCUGAAAUAUACCCGAGUCUAAGCAUUGCUGCGAGCAAGAUCUACAAGGAUGGGGGGAUUGGCGCACUAUAUUCUGGUAUUGCACCAACAUUGAUUGGCAUGCUCCCGUAUAGCACGUGCUACUAUUUCAUGUACGAGACAAUCAAGAAAUCAUAUUGCCGGGCAAAAAACAAGGAAUCUUUGAGCUGUGCAGAGAUGCUUCUAUUCGGAGCUCUCUCUGGCUUAACUGCGAGCACGAUUAGCUAUCCUCUAGAGGUAGCAAGGAAGCGUCUGAUGGUCGGGGCUUUGCAAGGCAAAUGCCCGCCAAACAUGGUGGCUGCGCUAUCAGAAAUCGUGAGGGUGGAAGGAGUGUCGGGGCUUUACAGAGGCUGGGGGGCGAGCUCAUUGAAAGUCAUGCCGGCUUCAGGCAUCACCUGGAUGUUCUACGAGGCGUGGAAAGAUAUAUUGCUUGGAGGGAAACAACAUUACCUGUGAUACUCUAACUCUCACCUUUCAAAUCUGAUUUGUAAGAUGAGACAUCUGAACAAUCUGUCGAUAUAACUUAAAGAGUGUUUUUGAACACCAAAACCAGUCGUUUGCUGGAGCAGUGCAAGCGAUGAUAGAAGCAGGGGGAUGUGGUCGUUGUUUAUCCCCUUAAUUAGUUCACUUUGAACUUCUGAUGUUGGUGCCAUUUUGACAAGCACCAUUACAAUUUUCUUUUUGUUUUUCUACAACCAUGGCACUGUUUGGGAAAUUGUUGUAGUUUUUAACUAUCUAAUUAGAUUUUAAAUUGGAGAAAAAAAA